UUUCGUUCUGUGUUUUGGUUGCUUGCCUCUGGAGAAGUAGACAGGCGGAUAUCAUGAGAGUGGCUGGUGCACUGCUGCAGCAGGUGGGCCGGCGCGGCGUGAUUGCUGUGCGCAGGGAGACCAAGAACCGAUGGGAGCGGCGUGCUCCGCUCGUGCCCAAGCAUGUGCGCAAGCUCAAGCGCAUGGGCUUCCGCGUCCUCGUCCAGCCCAGCGACAUGCGCGUGUUUACGAAUGAGCAGUAUGCUCGCGCAGGGGCAGAGCUGGUUGAGGACCUCUCGGCAGCCAGCGUCGUGCUCGGUGUGAAGGAGGUGCCGCUCUCCGAGCUGCAUCCAAACAAGACGUAUGUGUGCUUCUCCCACACCAUCAAGGCGCAGGAAGGCAACAUGGGCAUGCUCGACGACAUCCUCAGCAAGAACAUCCGCCUCAUCGAUUACGAAUGCAUGCUUGACGAGAACAAGAAGCGUGUGAUUGGUUUUGGAAAGUUUGCCGGUAUCGCUGGCAUGAUCGAUCUCCUCCGUGGCCUCGGCGACCGUCUUCUCGGUCUUGGGUACAGCAACCCGUUCCUCGGCAUGGGCUACAUGGACUACUUCCACAGCGUGGCAGCGGCCAAGACGGCGCUGCAGCUUGUCGGCAACAACAUCCUCAUCAACGGCACUCCAAAGGCCGUCGCCCCCAUGAUCUUCGGUUUCACAGGCACUGGCAACGUGACGCAGGGCGCGCUUGAGAUCUUUGAGCAGCUGCCACACGAGUACAUCACGGCAAAGGACCUCGAAGUUGUCAUCGCUUCCGGCGACCCCAACACGCUCUACGGCAUCAAGCUCCAGCGCGAGGAUCUCGUGCAGCACAAGGACCCCACACAGCGCGUCACCUUCGACAAGAACCACUACAACUCCAACCCGGACGAGUAUGAGCCCAUCUUCCACACCAAGAUUGCCCCCCACAUCUCCGCCCUCGUGCACGGCAUGUACUGGGACGCGCGCUUCCCGCGUCUGCUGACGUGCGACCAGAUGCGCGCCCUCCACAACACGGGAACAAGCCGCCUCAUCGCGAUUGCCGACAUUUCCGCUGAUCCAAACGGCUCCAUCGAGUUUACACGCGAGUGCACAACCAUCGACCGCCCUUAUGAAGUGUACAACCCGAACACGGACACGAGCGUGUUUGACUGGGAGGCUGAAGGCAUUCUCCUCGGCUCUGUGGACAACCUGCCUGCUGAGAUUCCCGUAGAGGCGUCCAUCCACUUUGGCGAUCUGCUUGUCGACUACAUCCCCGAGCUCGCCCGCUCAGACAUGACGCUCCCCUUUGAGCAGCAGACGGACAUUGGCGACACGCUGCGCAACGCCAUUAUCACCGCCCACGGCAAGCUCACACCGCGCUACGAGUACAUUGCCAACCUGCGCCGCGAGAACGAAGAGCUCGCCCGCAAGAGCGCGCCCCCACGCGUGGUUGUGCUCGGCUCUGGACUCGUCUGUCCGUCGUACAUUGACAGCCUGCUCAAGGUCAUGGGCAGCGGCAAGGUGGACGUGACCGUUGUUGGCGCGCAGGCGAGCGAGCUGAAGCAGCUUGCCAACGCCUACGACACCAUCAACACCGUGGAACUGGACGUCACUGACGAUGCUGCGCUCCGCUCCGUCAUUGGCACCUCUGAUGUUGUCGUCAGCCUCCUCCCCGCCAGCCUUCACCUCCGACCAGCAAAGCUCUGUCUCGAGCUCGGCAAGGACAUGGUGACGACGAGCUAUGUCUCUGACGAGAUGGCUGCGCUUCACGAUGAGGCGCGCGAGAAGGGGCUCGUCUUCCUCAACGAGUGCGGCCUCGACCCGGGCAUCGACCACUUCAAGGCCAUGGACAUCAUCCACCGUCUGUCUGAGUCGAACAUGGACAUUACGUCGUUCACGUCCUGGUGCGGCGGCCUCCCCGCCAUCCACUGCGCCAACAACCCGCUCGGCUACAAGUUCAGCUGGAGCCCGCGCGGCGUGCUCGUUGCUGCGAAGAACGCUGCGCGGUACCGUGAGCACGGCGCUGUUGUGGACGUUGAGAGCGGCACCCUCCCCGAGCACGCCCGCGACGUGCAGGUCGGCCGCAUGCAGUUUGUCGGCACCCCAAACCGCGACUCGGUCAAGUACGAGAGCGUGUACGGCCUGGACAAGAGCGGCAAGCUGGAGUGCAUUCUGCGCGGCACGCUGCGCUACACAGGCUUCUGGGAGGCGCUGCGCGUGUUUACGGAGGUUGGUCUCCUGCGUGAGGACAUCAAGCUCGGCGCUUCCACCGCCCGCGACCUCAUUGCCGAGGCAGCAAAGGCGCAGCCCGACGACGUGCCGGCAGAGACGCAGGAGGAGGCCCUUCGCAUGCUUGCAGAGUGCGGUGUUGGGGAGAGCACGCGGUGCCCUGCCCACGUUGCCCCGCUGGACGCGCUCUCGGCCCUGCUUACAGACGCCCUCGCCUACCAACGCGGCGAACGCGACAUGAUCGUCCUCACACACAGCUUCACUGGUGUUGGCAGCGGCAGCAAGACGGUGCAGGUCGAUGCUGAGCUGUCGUACAUGGGCGGCCGCCACCCCAUGGAGGCAACUGCGAUGGCCACCACCGUUGGCGCGCCCGGCGCCCUCGCCACCAAGUACGUGCUGAACAAGAACGAGUGCAGCUUCCUGGACCGCGGCGUGCUGCGCCCAACCAACGUGCAGCUGAGUCAGCAGUUUUUGAAGGACCUCGACAAGUACUUUGACAUCUCCUUCAACGAGCGCGUCAUUGAGUCGUAAACCACCAGCACCAGCACGAUACGCCACAGGCCAAUCACAACCACCGCCACCACCGCCACCACCACCAGUGAUUCUUAUUCUCCAGCAACAUGCACGCCGUUUGAUGGGUUGAUAAGACGAGGCACAUGUGUGUUUAUGUGGCGGUGCCGAUGCUGCGGCUGUAGUUGCUGUUGCGUAUACCUCGUUUGUGAGAGGGUGUGUUCACUGUUUUGCUCGUCUUUUUGGUUUGUAGGCGUGUGUGUGUGUGUGUGUGUGUGCGUGUGCGUGUGCGUGUGCGUGUUUGCGUGUGUCAUGUUGAACCAGAACAAACAGCCCGCCAUUCACCCCAACACACGCCACACUCGUGUUCUUCUUGGUCCCCUCAAUAAGCAAACCCUCCUCAAGCAGCAUCAAACGCGACAACAACAGGAAUGCGUGCGCGCACAUAUGUGUUGGUUGAAGGGGGAAAGGCGUGUUUAUCAUUCAUUACAUUACAUGUGAAGGAAUAAGUGAUAACUGAAA
This is a messenger RNA of Salpingoeca rosetta, 3254 nucleotides long. RefSeq lists its product as uncharacterized. Gene Ontology annotation, cellular component: cytoplasm. Gene Ontology annotation, molecular function: saccharopine dehydrogenase activity. The record is from RefSeq and is a predicted model, not a curated record. Bases 54 to 2753 code for a protein of 899 amino acids. The transcript has 16 exons. NCBI's taxonomy places the organism in Eukaryota, Choanoflagellata, Craspedida, Salpingoecidae.